AUGGCCAAAGACCCAGUUCGUGUUCUCGUCACUGGCGCCGCAGGACAAAUUGGUUAUGCUCUUGUCCCUAUGAUUGCUAGGGGAGUGAUGUUGGGUCCAGAUCAACCUGUGAUCCUUCACAUGCUUGAUAUUCCUCCUGCAGCUGAGUCAUUGAAUGGAGUUAAGAUGGAGUUGGUCGAUGCCGCUUUUCCUCUUCUUAAAGGUGUUGUCGCUACAACGGAUGUUGUCGAGGCAUGCACUGGAGUCAAUGUUGCUGUCAUGGUUGGUGGAUUCCCAAGAAAAGAAGGUAUGGAGAGGAAGGAUGUGAUGUCUAAGAAUGUAUCUAUUUACAAGUCUCAGGCUUCUGCCCUUGAAAAGCAUGCUGCUGCCAACUGCAAGGUUCUGGUUGUUGCUAACCCGGCAAACACCAAUGCAUUGAUCUUGAAGGAAUAUGCUCCAUCUAUUCCCGAGAAAAACAUUUCUGCUUUGACUAGACUUGAUCACAAUAGGGCAUUGGGCCAAAUUUCUGAAAGAUUGAACAUUCAAGUUUCUGAUGUAAAGAAUGUCAUCAUCUGGGGUAAUCAUUCAUCAACCCAGUACCCUGAUGUCAACCAUGCAACUGUUAUCACCCCUGCCGGGGAGAAGCCUGUCCGUGAACUUGUUGCCGAUGAUUCCUGGUUGAAUGGAGAAUUCAUAUCUACCGUUCAACAACGUGGUGCUGCAAUUAUAAAGGCUAGGAAGCUUUCAAGCGCACUAUCUGCUGCUAGUGCUGCUUGUGACCACAUUCGCAAUUGGGUUCUUGGAACUCCCGAGGGCACCUUCGUUUCAAUGGGAGUGUAUUCUGAUGGUUCUUACAAUGUACCCGCUGGACUUAUCUAUUCAUUCCCUGUCACUUGCGCCAAUGGAGAAUGGAAAAUUGUUCAAGGACUUUCAAUUGACGAGUUCUCAAGGAAGAAGCUGGACUUGACAGCCGAAGAGCUUUCUGAGGAAAAGAGUUUGGCUUACUCUUGCCUCUCUUAG
Vicia faba (fava bean) is the source of this 999-nucleotide messenger RNA. Lineage: Eukaryota; Viridiplantae; Streptophyta; Magnoliopsida; Fabales; Fabaceae. The record is from the annotation of a GenBank genome assembly.